Messenger RNA from Scophthalmus maximus (turbot), 1653 nucleotides. It is a transcript of the gene syt15, whose product is annotated as synaptotagmin XV. NCBI's taxonomy places the organism in Eukaryota, Metazoa, Chordata, Actinopteri, Pleuronectiformes, Scophthalmidae. The transcript is spliced from 8 exons. Gene Ontology annotation, biological process: cellular response to calcium ion; calcium-ion regulated exocytosis; regulation of calcium ion-dependent exocytosis. Gene Ontology annotation, molecular function: syntaxin binding; clathrin binding; phosphatidylserine binding. The coding region runs from base 347 to 1591 and encodes 414 amino acids. The record is from RefSeq and is a predicted model, not a curated record.
UAAUAAUAAUUUUAUAAAAUGGGCCAAAACCUCAGAAAACCAGCAGGACGUGGUUCUUUUAAAGGCUCAUGAACGUGGUCUCCGAGCAAAAGAGCUGUAGAUAAGAGCACGUUCACGGUGAGAAUCAUCCAGCUGUGUCGCACUCGCUCUGCUCUGCUCUCCGCGGUCAAAAACAGUAAACUCUGAACACAGAUGUGAACCAAGAAGGGUCGACCGCAGGCGACGGUCACUUUCCUGACGAGCGGUGGGAGGGUUCCUCAGUCUGUCUGAGUCUGACAACUGACAACAAGAAAAGACACAGAGAGCUUCCUCCUGCCGGGAUAGAAGGAGAAACUACUCGUCCUCCAUGGCAGACCAGGGUUUACUGUUGGCUGUUGGUGUGUCGUUGGGCCUCCUGACGCUGCUGCUGCUCGGUCUGAUGACGUACUACCUGUGGAGGAGGAAGAAGGACCAGAGUCCAUACGAGGAGCUGCCCUCCACACUGCCUCCAGUACCAGCGUGCUCCGCUCCGGUCAUCCAGGUGUCUCUGGGCUCCUGGGUCGGCGAGAUCCCUUUCACUUUGCCUCCUCGCUUCUCGACACAAAAGCAGGGUGAGCUGGAGAUGGAGGAGAACGAGGAGGUGGAGGUGGAGAUGAAGACGGAGACGCGGCGGGACAUAUUAGCCCACCGGGGGUCGCUCUCAGUGAGGAGUUGGUAUCCAGUGGGAACGGUGCUCGCCGGUCUCUACUCCGAACUCCCGCCUCUGAGCGAGGUGGUGGCCCCACCGCCCGGCAUGGCCACCCGCCUCUGCUUCUCCGUGGAGUAUCGACGCAGCGGCGAGCAGCUCGCGGUCACGCUGUUCCGCCUGGGCAACCUCCCUCCCCGCUUCCACGGCAACGUCACGCUGGUCGAGCUCCGGCUGCUCCCCGACGACCGGCGGCCCCGCCAGGCCAAGGCCCGGGGCACGGGGCCCGACCCGGAGUUCAACGACUGCUUCGUGUUCCAGGUGUCAGGAGUGUGUGUACCCCAGAGCAUCCUGAGUGUGUGUGUGCUCAGUGUGGUGCAAGGCGGCAAACGCCACGCGGUGGGCCGGGUGCUGUUCCCUCUGGUGGGGGAGCUGGGUCAGGCCGGCCGGGUUCUCUGGAGAGACCUGGAGACCGAGGACGACACACAGUGCUCGGAGCUGGGUGAUGUGCAGGUAUCUCUCAGCUACAGUCCGACUCUGCAGCGCCUCUCAGUGGUGGUUUUGAGAGCUCGGGGCCUUCAGCUGCUCACAGACACAGGUGUGUGUGUCCAGGUGAGCCUGCAGAUACACACUCAGGUGGUGAAGGUCAAGCACAGCUGUGUGGUGAAAGGUGAGACCGACCCGUGCUUCAACCACAGGACGACCUUCAAACUCCGCUCGCAGCACUUGGACGAGGCCUGUCUGAGUUUUGAGCUGCAGCAGCCGAACGACAUCCGCCAGACGACAGAGCUUCCGGUCGUGCUGGGGGUCCUGGUUUUGGGUCCCUUCAUGUACGCCAGGGGUCCGCAGCUGCAGCACUGGAUGGACAUGGUCAACACACUGCAGGAGCCAGUCAAGCUGUGGCACGGACUGAGCAGGGCCACUUAGCGCCCAACUACUAUUACACACCUAUGAUGUCAUAAUAAAAAAGUGUUUUUUGUUUUUUCAAA